This is a messenger RNA of Loxodonta africana (African savanna elephant), 6432 nucleotides long. RefSeq names its product pleckstrin homology and RhoGEF domain containing G7 (gene PLEKHG7). Gene Ontology annotation, molecular function: guanyl-nucleotide exchange factor activity. NCBI's taxonomy places the organism in Eukaryota, Metazoa, Chordata, Mammalia, Proboscidea, Elephantidae. Gene Ontology annotation, biological process: Rho protein signal transduction. The transcript has 17 exons. Bases 849 to 3149 code for a protein of 766 amino acids. The record is from RefSeq and is a predicted model, not a curated record.
AAACCUCCAAAUAAAGGUUCUUUAGCCAAGUGAUCUGAUGAGAAUGCUGAUAUAUACAAAUGAUUUUCCAUUUGCAUUUUGAUUAUCUGAAAAUUAAUGCUCAAAAAUUUGUUUCCAAGUAAAAUGAUCAUUUCCUCUAUUAUUCAAAGUUUGUCUAAGCAGUCCAUUCGUAAAAAAGAUCAACAAAUUUUUUUUCAAGAUGCUGAGAAAGUAAGGUCCAAAGGAAGGAUUUUUACAACUUUGGAGAAAAUAAACAAUAGAAACCUAGACCUGCUGCACUGAACGAUCAAUGGUGAUUACUUAUCUCCUUAAGGGGAAGUAAGGAGUCCCUGGGUGGUGCAUAUUAACACAUUCGGCUGCUAACUGAAAUGUUGGAGGUUUGAGUCACUCAGAGGUACCUUGGAAGAAAGUCCUGGCAAUCUACAUCUGAAAAAUCAGCCAUUGAAAACCCUAUGGGGUGCAGUUCUACUCUGAAACAUGUAGGCUCGUGAUGAAUUAGAAUCAACUCAACAGCAACUUUUCUUUUUUAAAGAGGAAGUAAAAAGUCACAUUUGCAUUAUUUAUGCAUUGGGUCAGCCAUUACUAUUCAGUGAAAACAAAUCAUCUGACUUUUUCUCAAGCUGCCUUAAAUUCUGAACUUGCUUCCCUUUAGGCUUUUUCAUAAACAGCUAGCAAGGUCUCUAAGGAGGGGAAAGGCCAGUUCCUCAUUUCACCUCUCGUCAGGGUUGCUUGCACUCAGCAAGGGAGGAUCCAUUGUUACGGGUGUGGAACCUCUUGUUCCAAGCCCUCACCUGGCAGCUGCUCUGUGGUCAGGCACUCUCUGUGGCUUGUCACAACCCACCUGGACAAUGUCACGCUCAGCGGCAGACCAUCCCACAGAUUCCACACUCUGCUCUUCUUCAUUAAAAAUGCAACAAGCUGCUGGUAAUUAUCCCCUUCAAAAGGACAAAGAAAUACUCUGGGAAGAGUGGCACUUGAAUGUGGAAAUGGAGCAAUCCCAGAGUGGACCAGAGGGCAGCAACUUGGACCAUGUCCUCCAGAAGCUUCCAGCAAUGGAGCCCUUUGGCUCCAUAGGGAACACGGAGUCUCCCCACCCAGAGGUGCAGCCCAGAGGCAGUGGGGCCUCUCCUCAGCCCCUACUGAGAAGCCUGCCAAGGAAACACUGUGAGAACCAGGGCAGUCUUCUCCAGUUUGACCGGCAAGCCCCAGGCCGCCUUUCUACCUCUCCCACUUUGAGGAGAUUAAGAGGCAGUGGAAGUAGGACCUGGAACUCAGUGCCUCAGCAGAACACCUUGGAAGUGCCCACCUGGAAGGAGCCUUCAAGCUCCACAUGUUAUCUUUCCAAGAGUUCACCUGAAAGCCCAAAGGACUAUUCCCCUUGCAUAUCAUCUUUGAGACUCAGCGAUCUAAGAUUGCCUUCUGAUUCUGGAAGGGUCCUCAACACAGCUGGUUCAGUAGAGCCCCAAAUAGGGCCUUCUGAUAAGCAGGCCCCUCCCAGGCUUCAGCCCAUCAACAAGGGGACCUUUCACCACGCUUCUCCUCCUCCCAGCCCUGCCCCAUCAUGCCCAAGUCUUCAGGGAGAAGCAUUACAUCAAUCCAGGUUCUACGAACAUAGGCGGAGUUCUGUGGUGCUGAACGUACCUGGACUUGAGGUGUUCCCUGGAGACCUUCUGGUGUCAGAUGGGGCUGCUGAUUACCUGUACCACCCACUGCUGCUGCUAAAUUCAGAAUCCAAGAAGCCAAGAUGGCCUUUCUCCAAGAGGGGAGUGCAGGGCAAGGACAAACUCAAGCACAUAUCUGACCUGGAGAACUGCCUUUCCUCUAUGAAGAUUACGGACUUCAGGGGCUAUGAGUUCCACAGCCUCAAGGAUAAGACCUGGAUGGAAGUCAUGGAAAUGCAUCAAAAACUUCCUACUGACCAAUUAGACCUGAGAAAGCAACAGGAGGCCAUGUGGGAACUUUUCACGAGUGAAUGCACUUAUUUUUUGGACCAUUUAUUGGUUCUUAAGAUGAUCUUUUUGAAUACACUAAAAUAUCUACAAACUCAUGAGUACCUCCUGGAUGUGGAUUUAUGGAGACUUUUUGCUAACCUGGAGGAGUUAAGUCAGACAAGCUUUGGUUUUGUGAACAGUCUUUUUGGCAUCAUCAAGGACUAUGUAGAUACUCCUGAGACUGCACCAUCAAUGGAUUUCAUUUCUGUGCUCACAAAGUAUUUCCGUGGAAGCCUCUGUCAGAGCCACCAGACAUACUGCCUGAAUUACACAGCAGCUGUCUUUUAUCUUGAGAACCUGAGGCAAAGGGAUGACUUUGGAAUCUAUCUAAAAUGUUGUGAGCAGAAUGAACAGUGCAGAAGGCUUCAUCUGCCUGAGCUACUAGUGGCCCCACUACACAGGCUGACUCGAUACCCCUUGUUGCUGAAGAAUAUCUGGAAAAGAAGUACAGACUCGACUGAGAAAGUCAUGAUCUACUCCAUCAAGGAAAAUGUAGAAAAAUCAAUCCGGGAUCUUGAAGGAAAAGUGAAGUGGCUUGACAAUUUCCAAACACUUAGACAUCUACAGGAGAUUAUAGUGUGGCCUCCGCUUUGGGAUAGAGAUAAAAGGUUUUUCAUUCCAGAGUGCUUGAAACACAUUUUUAAAGAACACAUGGCAGAAAACAUCUUGUCACCAACCAGCAGACACCUAAUCUAUGAGGGAAAAUUAAGUCUUGCAGAAAGCACAAGAUUCCUGGAUGUCUAUCUGUUUCUAUUUGAUGAUUUCCUCUUAGUCACAAAAACUAAGCGCAACAAGAAGAAAUCUGGGAACUCUGACGCUGGAUUAAUGUGUCCUUCACUUACUGCUGAGCUGCAAACAGUAAUAAAAGAGGGUGGUUCGUGUACAGUAGUCGAUCAACCCAUCCCACUAGAUAGAUUGGUAGUCAAAAAUAUCGAUCCCCUCCACGUGUCAGUCCUUGGGCUGAGAAAUGCUUUUCUUAUACAACAUGAAAACAGAUAUCGACAGUGUAUAGCAGCAUUCUUAUUACAAGCCCAAACGGAAAACAUCAAAAAAACAUGGAUGACACAAAUAACAGCAGCAAUCUCUUGCUUUAUGAAGAGUCUGGAAACCAAGAAAAUAUCUCUUUUCACAUUGCCUGCAGAAUCUUCUGAAAUUUAAGGAUCUAAAACACAUUUACAGACUUAAAACAAGCUGUCACAUACCUUUUUAGGUAUUAGGGCUUAAAGUACUCUCUCAUCCAAGCUUUUGCAACACUUACCUAGUGAUGAGCUAGAAGGAAAUGGGCAUUAGAAAGGAGUUCCAGAAUUUGAGAAUUUGAGUUAAGAAAAUCCUCAGUACACAGGAUUAAUGACCACAACAGAUUUGAGCUCUGGGGGAUUUCUUGGCAAGUAUAUACUCAUAUCCAGACUAGCUUAUAAUGUGUCAGUCAGGCUUCCAAGAGGUGUGAGUGAAGCAUGGCGUUAUUAUAAUUUGUAAAAGGGUGAAUGAUCUGAUAAAUGGGUGUUGGGAGGAAGACAAUGUCCACUGCUUGCUUGCUUCCAAUAUGAAUUCUAGCAUUUUUCUUUGUGUAUAUCCACAAAAUAAUGAAACCAAUUUUCCAAUAUGGCUUGGUAGUCAGUCUUAAUGCUUUAUAGUCCUACCUCAAACAUAAUAAUUCCUUUAACACAAAGCUUGAUUGCUCUUUUAAUAUUAUUACUGUUGUUAGCUGCUGUCCAGGAUCAGACCAUUGCGAUCCAUAGGGUUUUAAUUGACUGAUUUCAGAAGUAGAUCACCAGGCCUUUUCUCCUAGUCCAUCUUAAUCUGGAAGCUCUGCUGAAACCUGUUCAGAAACAUAGGUACACUUAAACCUCCACUGACAGAUGGUGGCUGCCCAUGAGGCACGUUGGCAAGGAAUUAAACCUGAGUCUCUUGCAUGGAAGGCAAGAAUUCUACCACUUAACCACCAAUGCCCCCUCCACCCCCUUUUAAUAUAGUAAGCAAUAAAUAAUUCCUAUACUUAAACAGCGGGUUUUUGUUUUUUUUUUUAAUUCCUGUUAUCCAAGAGUUCAUUUAUCUCAGGUAUAGUACUCUAACUUGGAAGCAAAAAAAGCCCAAAAAUGAAAUCUACUAUUUUAUUUAAGGAAAGAAACAAGCGUCUGUUCCAAUUUCACCAGCUAACACUUUUUACGUGGAAGAUUUUCCAAUAAGGUAUAUUUCUCUUAACCUCAUUUUUAGAUGAAGGAUGGCGUCUGCCGUAAAAAUACUUCCUGGUUUUGAGUGUUUUUGUGUGUGUGUCCGUGUACUUUAGCACAGUGUAGUUGCUUUUAAUCUUACUUGGCAGGAUUUGAAAAAAUCAUUAAAAUUUUUAUGAAGGCAGCUUGACUAAUAAUAUUAUCAGGGAGGGACAUACACUAUUAACUGCAUAUAAGCAAAUAACUAUUAGGGUCAGAUCCUAUAAAAUGGAAGUUCACAGCCUUCAGUUCUAGGCAGGGUAGGUACCUUUUGCAAUUUCCAAAACAGAAGUAGUGCAUUUAUCUGAUUUGGCUGCAAGACAAAUGAUAUCUUAACUGAUCUCUUUAAGUUGGAAAAUGGGAUAGAGGGGAUGAAGUUUGGGGGAGUCAUAAGCACAGUAAUUAUCUGAGGAAAACACAAAUUUCACCAUGCAAACAAGGCAGGGCUGUCAAGUGCGAUAGCAAGGCUCUUGUAAAAGGGGCAGCCAGCACUAUUAGAAUGGAGGGCCACAGCCACAGUCUCUUUAUAACAAUGGCAGACACUUAUUAGGAGUAAGGAAACUUUGGAAAGCAAUAACUAUUGUUAAUGGCUAAGAAUAAAUGAGGAAAAAAAGGUAAAGAAGUAGAACAGAUUUCAAGUGUGAACCUAGAAAUGGGAUCCGGAUGAGACUGAACCGAAAGAGGUUGUAUCCAGGGUCAGACAAUAUAGAUUUAUGCAAGAGAUCAUUUAAGAAAAAAUGUCAGGCUACAAAAAAUCUUUGGAAAGAUAAUAACAAUCAUCCAUCAGAGAUUUUUCGGUAUAAACUGAUCUCAGAGGAGAAGAAUGGAUUAGGCCUGGGUGAUCACUCAAGAUACCUUUAGUCCCAUGAGUACCUACAAAAAAAAAAAAAAAUCCAAACCCACUGCCGUCGGAGUCGAUUCCGACUCACAGCAACCCUAUAGAACAGAGUAGAACUGCGCCAUAGAGUUUCCAAGGAGCACCUGGCGGAAUCGAACUGCUGACCUCUUGGUUAGCAGCUGUAGCACUUAACCACCAUACCACCAGGGUUUCCUCCCAUGAGUACAGAAACCACAUAUUUAUCUGUAUAAAGGACUAGUUUCCUCCUUAAACCCCCUAAAAAGAAAAGACUAAAUUAACAAAGUAUGUAAAACAGCUUAUGAAUAUAUAUAAAUUGAAAUUCUAUAAAGCUCAUAGAAUAGCAUAUCUAAUAAAUUACAUAUUCAGUGUUUGAAGACAUACACAUUAUCCUCUUCAGAGGGAAGCAUAUGAGACUGAAAUGGGGGGGAGGAGAACACAGCAGAAAACAAAUGAUACACUGAGCCCUUAUAAAAUGAUCUUUAAAUGGGCACCUGGGUAUUAAACUUAGACAAUGAAAGAAGGCAUUAAUUUUUUUUUUAAUAUUUUAGUUUUGUUAAUUCUAUACAAUAAUGAAUGAAAAGAAAAGGUGAUGUCUCAAGCAAAAUGGCAUUCACAAUUUCCCCUGAAAUCAUCGACUUUUAAAAUGAUUACUAUUCUAAGUUGCACAGCAUGUUGAAUAUCGCCACUGUCUAUAUCCAAGUGCAAGGUUCCAAUAUUUUGUAAAUAAAUUAAUGCAAAAUGGCUAAUAUCUUGUUCUCUUUUUUAAAUAGACAAAAUAAUUUAUAAUCACAGACUACAUCUACUGGAAAGAAAUAUUUUUUAAUAUCAUCUUUAACAUAUAAAAAAAAGCAACAAUUCAAUAAGGAUCCUUCCAUUGUUCUUUGUACAGGUUUCAACACUGAGCCAUGUAAUUUAUCAGUGUAUUUACAAUCAAUAACCUUUCCAAUCACUGAGUUUAGAAAUUACAGUAUUGACUGAGCUAAACUCUCUCACAAAAUAAGGCACAACUACAUGAUCACAAGUAAUAAACACAAUACAAAUAAUGAAUCCAAAAACUAAAUGAGAAAAUAUUCAUGCAAAAGUAUUCACAGAAAUUAUGAAUGUAUGAUCCAGUUCAAGUAUAGAAUGUCAUAUACAUAACUGCAUCGUGUUACAAGAAAGUCAUUACUUCUACACAGAAAGAACUUCGCUAUUUCCAAUUCUAUUUUAUACAAUUAUACAUAAAUUCAGUACAUUUAUGCACAAUAUUCACAUCUGCAACAAUAACAAAUUGAUCAUUAAGAUUCAGGCAAAGGGCAAUUAAGACGCAAUAAUGUGUGGCACAUUAUAAUUACAGAAUACCAUUCAUCAAGUUCAUGUCUACGAAUACUAA